Strongylus vulgaris is the source of this 629-nucleotide messenger RNA. NCBI's taxonomy places the organism in Eukaryota, Metazoa, Nematoda, Chromadorea, Rhabditida, Strongylidae. The record is from the annotation of a GenBank genome assembly.
AUGCCCCUUUAUGCAAAACGCACUGCUCAACAACUGCUCUGGAAACUUCUAGAAAUGCCCUUAUCCCAAUUUCAGAACGCAAACAAAGAACUGCGUCUAACAGGCCAUGCUUCCAAACUUCAACGAGGCCAAAGUCUUCGGCAAGCCGUGAAGCCGACAAAACCGUUGAAAGAUGACGUGGAAAAUCAUCUAAAACAGGGAAUUCAGGCGAUAAAUAAAGAAAAUUGGAGACAAACACAUUGUAGACGUUUCACAUUGAGAUUUGAGAAGAAUCAUGUAGAGAAAAAGUUUUUGGAGAUUAAGGAGUCAGCACUGUUAGCUCAGAUAUGUUGCUAUUUCUUUAUUUUUAUUCUAGCUUGUUGGAUUUUGAUUAUUGGAAAGAUGAGCAGCUCAGCGAUGUUCGUUUGUAUGAGUGUGGCUAUCGCCUCACUUGUCAUUCUGCUCAUCUACAUGGCAUUAAAAGCUUUUUUGUUGAGAAAUGCAAAACGAGGAGCGAAAAAACUGAAAUGUUCACGAAGUGCUCGAAUUUUCUUCAUUUUCGCUAUCGUGCUUCUCGCACAUUCCACAGUUAUCAGUGUGAGUUAUGCUAUACCUGCAAAAUUGGUUAGGAGGAAUAUUUCAUCGUGAAA